AUGCCUUCUGCCGAUGAGCCAUCCUCAACUCGCACAAACGGGACUAGCUCUCGAUCGGAUCAGCUUGCCCAUUAUAAAAAGCAGUAUGAGCAGCUUGAGUCCGAACUCGCCGACUUCCAGGCUUCCAGUCGCGAACUGGAGGUCGAGCUAGAGAAGGAAAUCGAGGCGUCGGAGAAGCGUGAGCGACAGCUGAAGGAAAAGGUGGACAACUUGAGAUACGAAGUAGAUGAGUGGAAGUCCAAAUAUAAGCAAUCCAAGUCAGAAGCCAGUACUGCCCAGAAUACGCUCCAGAAAGAAAUCACCUCGCUGCGGGACACGAGUUUGACGCUACAGUUGAAACUACGGGACAUCGAGGUUGCAAAUGAUGAUUAUGAACGCCAGGCUCGUCACACGACUUCGUCCCUGGAGGAUAUGGAGUCCAAAUUUAAUAUGGCUAUUGAAAGAGGGGUUCUUCUGGAAGAAGAGGUAAAACAUGGCGAACAAGAGCGGGAGGGUUUGCGCAUCGAAAAUCAACGACUCCGAGACGAGUUGAAUGAUCUGAAGAUCGAAACCGAUAUUGUCCAGGAGAAGCUUCGGAAUGGUGGCUGGCGCCGUCGUCCAGCUCCUUUGGGUCGCAGCCCAUCGACUCCGCAUACUCCAGAAGUAUUCGACCGUUCUCCGGGAGAAUCGACUGUGUCUUCACCGAUGUUUACUACGCCGCCAACGAAGCUGUCGUUGACACUGGCCUCUGCGAAUGCAACGCCACCGUCACCACCCAUGUCUGAGACGUCGAACAGUAUGCGCAGAUCAUUGAAUGCCGCCUCAGGAUUCCCUCUACAGAAAGCUGCAGGGUCGUCCGAAACUUUCGGCACGCGGUCGCUAUAUGACAAGAGGCCCCCGCGAUUCCAACCCCACUCCCGGGCUACCUCCUUCGCAUUUAGCAAUGGUCGCUCAACUCCUUCAAUCAGCUCUCGGGUACCCAGUCUUCCUAAGCAGAACAAUACCAAUACCAUUUUCGCCAACAACAACAACAAUAACGCCGCGAACCGCCCAUCUGGGAUACCGAAAUCUGGCUCGCUAUAUCAGAUCCGUGGACUCAUUGGAAAAAUGCAGAAGCUGGAGGAAAGGGUCCAAUCCGCCAAAUCCAAGCUACCCCCUCCGUCCGAUUCCGGUUCGCGUGCGUCCUCCCGCGCUGGCUCGGUUCUUGCUGACAGUCCUGGUGCAUCGAAUCUUUCAAUGCGUCGGGAUCCCCGCAAGCGGCUGAGCGGCAGCAGCUUUAGCUCUUCGAUCCGGGAAGGCGAUGGCGCCCCUCCAUAUGUCACGUCAAGUCGUCCGUCUUACGGGACUAGGACACAGGGAGACAGCCGUCCGAGCAGCCGCACGAGCUUCUCCAGUUCUUUCAGCCACAGCACUCAUCCCAGUGUAACGCCUUCAAAUCGCCCAGAGAGUCGCCAAAGCCGUACAAAGACACCUCUGGGCCACUAUUCCACCAACCCUACCACGGAAAGCCGAAGACCACGAUCAUCACUUAGCAACCCAGCGGGACAGUCUACCCCAAUCAAUGGAAUGUCUUACAUAGACGAGGAUGAUGAUCUUGCCCAGCAGAUGUCUAUGCGUGCAACAGUGAGUGAAGCUCGCCCGAGUCGCCUUCCAUCGUUUUCCACUCCGACUGGCCUAAAGAAACGAGCCACAAGCGGUGUCUCUGGAAUACCAGUCCCUGGAAUACCGGCGCCCCGAGGCCUGCGCCGAGAACAUACCAUGGGACCACCCAAACCAAAGCCGAAAGCGGACGACUUGGGCGAGACGUUUUAG
This is a messenger RNA of Aspergillus puulaauensis, 1791 nucleotides long. It is a transcript of the gene nde1, whose product is annotated as nuclear distribution protein NudE. Lineage: Eukaryota; Fungi; Ascomycota; Eurotiomycetes; Eurotiales; Aspergillaceae. Gene Ontology annotation, cellular component: centrosome; kinetochore; kinesin complex. Gene Ontology annotation, biological process: mitotic centrosome separation; cell migration; centrosome localization. The record is from RefSeq and is a predicted model, not a curated record. The coding region runs from base 1 to 1791 and encodes 596 amino acids. Gene Ontology annotation, molecular function: microtubule binding. The transcript is spliced from 2 exons.